Corvus hawaiiensis (hawaiian crow) is the source of this 2383-nucleotide messenger RNA. RefSeq lists its product as uncharacterized. The record is from RefSeq and is a predicted model, not a curated record. The transcript has 2 exons. Lineage: Eukaryota; Metazoa; Chordata; Aves; Passeriformes; Corvidae. Bases 898 to 1455 code for a protein of 185 amino acids.
GCUGCUGCUGCAGGGAUCUCUUCCAUGGGGUCACUCCUUCAGGAACAGGCUGCUGCUCCCAAAAAUCUGCACGGAGCAGAGGUUUUGAUCCAGCACAACAAAACUGUCUGGGGAGGCAAGAUUGAUCAGCAUGCCUGCUGGAAAAGGGGUGAAAUCUUUCCCAAAUGAAAGCUGGGAGAGUCAGAUUGUGCUGAAAUCUUCUAGCAUUUUUAAUGUGGGGCUGACUAGUUCUGGGGUGUUAGAGGAGGCCCUGGCCAUGCCCUGGGCAUCCUGACCCCCUGCAUCCCAGCCAGGUGCCACUUUCACCCCACUUUCUGUUCCUGCCUCCCUCCAAACCAGGAGAGCCACAGCUGCCCCAGCGCUUCCCGCAUUGCUCUGGGCUGACUUGGUGGCCGAGUGGGCAGCUCAGGCAGCUCCGGCAGCUCAGGCAACACAGGGAGCCACUGACCUCUCUCCUGGUGCCCUCCAGCAUUCCUGAGGAGAAGCCCCAGGCCUGUCUCAUCAUUGGGAAAAAGAACUACAAAUGGAUCAAGGAAGCACCUCCAGCCCUGACCUAGGAGGAGCAUGGGGACAGGAUGCUGCUUUCAUAAGCAUCUCGCCUCCUGCUCCCCCUUUUCUCACUCCCUGUCAGGGCUUGGGGAUCUCCCAGUGGAUCAGAGACAUCCAGGCUGGGGCAUUCCCAGAGCUCCACUCAGGGACCACCAAUAUCACCCCUCUCUGGGCUACACUUUGGGGUGCAGAGAAAGCUGUGGAACUCAGGGCUCCUGUGGUCCCUGCCUCAGGGAGGGCCAGGCAGAAUCCCUGGGAUUUCCAGGUUCAUGGGCAGGAAAGGAAUCCCACCCUGGUUGUAUCCAGGAAUCCCUCUAGGGCUGUAUCCAGUAAUACCACGCUGGUUGGAUGCAGCACUCUCACUCUUCCAAGGGAAUGGUGUGUCUGACCAGGGGUGUGGGAAGGAGAGCCCAUGUCUGUGCCAUGGCUGGAGGAACCUGUCAUGUGCCCACUCUGGAGGGGCGCAGGGCUCUGGAGCUUGACCGCAGUGAGUCCCAGGAGGAGAUCCAGAAUUUGGCCAUCUCGCCAGGAAUGUGGGCACACAAAGUGUGGUACCGGCAAGCCCUCAAGAAGGUACCCAGAAUUCAGCAGCACUCCCUGUCUCCACAGGAGGCCCUGAGCCAGGCCCAGAGCACGGAGCAAUGCAGGGCUGAGCUGCAGGAGCAGAUGGGGCAGUGGAACAAGCCAGAGGAAGAGCAGCAGGAGCAGAAGCAGAAGCUGCUGCAGUGGGGGAGGAGGAUGAGGAUGGAGCCAGCAAAAAGAGCUGAGGGAACUGAACACAGUAAGGCCAGCGCUCCCUGCUGUUACCUGGCACCUGCCUCAGAGCCUCUGAAAUCCCUGAGAUGUCCUGUGCCAGGUGCAGCGGAGGGCCCGGAGCCGAGCCAGCGCAGUGCCCAGCUAGGCUGAUCCCCAACAGGAGCUGAGCUGCAAUUGCCACGAUUUUGGGUUUCCAUUUCCUUAUGACUUUUAACAGAGACAUUUGUGGAGCAGUGUUUUCCAUCCUUCCCUUGCCUCCGGGCUGUGAGGCAGGAGCUGCCCCAGGGCUGGAGGAGCCUGAGGCUCCUCAUCCCACCUGCACCGCUUUGGGGACAGAGAUUGUCCCUUGCCCUGUCCUCAGACCCACUGGGACAGAGCUGUUGGGGAGAGCUGUGCCCUCGGGAGGUCCCCAUGGGCCGGGCAGGCUUUUCCCCACCCAUAGCCCCACCAGUGCCACCUUGUCACCAUGGUGUCACCUCUGACCCUGUGGCUGAACCUUUCUCAGGGGCAAAGCAAAGGGGUUCAGAGCAUAAUGCAUACAUGCCAAAUCCAUGGGCUGGGGACCAGCAGCUUCAGAGGACCUGCAGCCGCAGGAUCCCGCAGGAGUGGCUCUGACUAAUUCCAGCUCUCUAUCAGAGCAGCUGGAAAACAAAGAGAACUGGGAAAGGUGAGGCUGGCCAUGGCAGGACACAGUACAGGGACACUGCUGGGAGCCCGAGCUGCUCCAGGCUGGGAGAGAGGGAGGACAACAUGCUGUAGUCCUCUUACCCCUCUUCCCCUCUUAAUGCCUCCUGCUCCCCCUCCAGCUCCUGUGUGACUCCAUGGUGUGAGGGAGCCAGGCACUGCAGGGCUGUGUGUCCCUUUUGGGCAUGGAUCUGCCACCUCAGAGCCAGGAACUGGAGCAGCUUAUGGCCCUUUGGCGGGGUUUGGCUCGGGGGAGAGCAGCAGAGCCAGCUGGGGCGGUCCUGGAACCUUCUGGAAGUGCUGCAUGGUGCUCCAGGGCAGAGCUGGGCUGAGCUGGGCAUGACCUGGCCAUGGCCAUCGAACCAAAGCAGGGACACAGCCUGGAGCAGGGGUA